This is a messenger RNA of Aspergillus tanneri, 1131 nucleotides long. RefSeq lists its product as uncharacterized. NCBI's taxonomy places the organism in Eukaryota, Fungi, Ascomycota, Eurotiomycetes, Eurotiales, Aspergillaceae. The transcript has a single exon. The record is from RefSeq and is a predicted model, not a curated record. The coding region runs from base 1 to 1131 and encodes 376 amino acids.
AUGAACAGAGCUUUUCUUUUCUCGAUGGCGCUCGCACUCGGCAGAGUGCUUGCUAAUCGACCGUCGCAAGACAACGAGACGAUCUUAGUCCUGGAUCCCAAGCUCAUCAACGCGCAGGUUCCCAACCCGGAGGAUAGCCAGAAGUAUUGGGCAGCAGUGGGCAAGCCCAGUCCCUAUCUGAGCGAAUAUUACGGGCUGCACGUCCUCCAUCCGGUGACCAAGGAAGAUGUUGUUCGCGAUUUCGCCACGCAGUCCCCGUCAGACAGUGGAGGAAACAGUCUGAGCCUGGACCUCGAGGGAGGUGGGAAUGUGACUUUUCAUUUUGUUAAACAUCUUGCAAAGACAGAUGGCACCAUUGUUGACUCCGGCCACGACUACGCGUGGUUCCACGCCGCCGAUGUCGACCACCUGCUAUCAUUACUUGAUUCGUUCCAUCUGAUGCUGGAGCAGCGCGGGCUCGCAAGCAAAUACCUGAUAUCGAAUCCUCACCUGGACCUGGAAACGCGCGACAUGGCAUGUCUCACGGCAUCAAACAGUCGCGUAGCCUUGACGGAAGACCCCGAUCGAUCCAAGUUCCAUUCAGCGGGCCCUGAUGCGCUGUUGGCGGUGCCUGAUCCAGUCCAUGGAGAUCCCCAGCGCUACGCGGAUAUCCUGGACAUCGUCCAGAAUGAAACAUUCGACUGGUUCGGGAUCGAGAUGUACGGACAAGACGUUCAAUCCACCAUCGAUGCAUUUCUCUCCGAGCCCGAAGGUUCGCCCUCUUUUAUUGCGGCGAAGCAAAAGCUGCUCGACGUCUCGUGGACAUAUUUCCAUGCCCUGGAGAAAACUCCCGAGGAUAAUUACUAUUUACGUCUAAUAGACAUCUGCCGGAGGCGCCAGAUUCGCGUCUAUGGCAUGGAUAUCGACAUGGUGUACGAUUUAUUUGGCCAUGGUGAGACGCCCUUCGGUAAUAUGGUUCGCAAUUCGUUCUGGGUUCAGGCUCUUCCUUUAUCAGGGAGGGGCAUUCUGUUUGGUGGCUCAGAGCACUUCAAGGGUGCUCAUCGUGUUCAGGGUCUCCCCUCUCUCUUCGUUCCAGAUUUUCUUCCGUCCAUUUACCGUGGUGAGAAGCUGCUGGUUUUCCCGAGCCAGUGA